AAAUAGUACAAAGAAAAUGAAAGUAUCUGGAAUCCACUGUCAAACAUUUCUCUUCUUCAGUGUCAGUAGAAGCACAUAAUGCUGCGGUAUUCAAACAGAGCAGUGUGAGAAAGUGGAGGAGAUCCUGAGGAAGAUAAAUCACGGGAUGUCUCUGGGAGAACAUGAGGAAAGACUGGACUGAUGUGAAGCCGACAGACACGCGAUGUCUGUGAUAACAAGGACACUGACAGCUCUUGCUCUGCUUCAGCUGGCAUUAUGCAUGGACAUACCUGCCCCGGUAAAUCUGAACCUAUCCUCUCAGUAUUUCGUCCACACAUUGUCCUGGGAAAUGGGGCCCGGCUCUCCUGAUGGUGUCGUCUACACAGUCCGAAUACAGACACUCAAAAGGGGAGAGGUGGUGGUGAAUGAGUGCGUGAACGUGACGUCUCCUCUGCGAUGUGACCUCACAGAAGCCUUAUCUGAUGUGGAGGAAACCUAUUUCAUCAGUGUGUUUGCUGCUCUGGGCAGCCAGAAGUCACUAGAAUCACACUGCAAAGAAUUCAAACCCAUUCGUGGCACUACGUUUGAGGCGCCGCUGCUGACAGUCACAGCAUGUAAUCGUUCGCUCUGUGUGGUUCUCAGCGCUCCAGCUGAGAGACUCCACGAAGUUUACAAUUCACACAGGUUUCGCUAUAAACUGUCGGCCAACAGUGAAGAUGGGACAGAGGUUACUCAGUACACUGAAGGUUUAGGGAACAAGACCAUUCCCGACCUGGCCCCUGGCCGAACGUACUGCGUGAAUGUCUCUAUCGAUGAUUACCACGCACCCCACGGCACAUCCCAGAGACCGCCCGUGUGUGCCUCCAUCCCUCCAUCCCCACAAACUUCAAAUCACUCAGAUGCAGUGCUCUCUGUCGUCCUGUUUCUUCUGCUGAUGCUGCUGUUACUGAUUUUCACCCCCAGACUGGUUAUUCGUUACUUCUGCUCAAAACCCCUUCCUGCAGUCCUGCGUUCGGUUGUGAGUGUGAAGGAAGUUCUUCUCAUCACUGCUGCCGAGCCCGUUAACACUAUCUAUGAGGACCGAGACUUCGUCCAGAAGAUCAAGAGAAACGGCGAGGAAACAGACACGGAAGAAGAGACAGAGGAGACUGUGAAAUAUGAGAGAAUAGUGGCACAAUAUCUGGACGCUCAAGAUUCCUCGCCGAUCAUUUGUCCAGCAUCAUCCAGCUCGGAUCUGCUUAUGAUUCAGAGUCCCGAUGCCGACCCGAGCCUCACCUCUUCCACAGACGCUCAGAGUCUGAAUGUGUUUGAGGAAACCACUGAGCCAACAGCCUCUCCUCAGGAAACAUGUCCACUUCUCAGCAUAAGCCUGGUUUCGCCCACACAUGUGGAGGAUGAGGAGGAGAGCGGGACGGAUGUGAACCUGUUCUCAGUGAAGUUAGGAGGAGUUUCGGCAGAACCGCACAAAGCUGAACCUGAUCAAAUCCUCAGUAUUAAAGAUGAGCCGGGAUCAUAUCCUCAGAGCCUGUUACAGACGGACUCACAGUCCCAAACCUCCAUUGGGAAGUACAUCCCAGAGGGAGACGAGGAAGAUGAGGAGUGUUCAGACUACUUGAGUCGAAAUUAGAUUCCUGGAGAAAUUUACUAAAUCCUUGGCAUUAUUUCAGAGUAGAUGUGAGAAUAUUAACGUACACGCAAGCAUAUAAAGAUGUAUUUUUAUACUGAAUUGAUUUUUUUAUUAUUUGUUAAAGUGUUUUUAUUUUUUGUAUAUCAGUCUGAUGGAGAUGAAGAUAUACUGACGUUAUUUCUGGAUGAGGAACAGAACAGUGUUUAUGUCAGGGUCAACUUUAGCCCAGAGUCUGAAUUCGUUGUAUCAUCACCAUUACCAUUUCAUUUAUUUAGUCAUGUUCCCAUCACUUUCUGGAUAUGUUUCGAUCUCGAGUCCCGUUUGCACCAAUGAUAAUAACUAUAAAGUUAAAAUACUUGUUAUAAUUCGAUGAGAAUUUGCAGAAUUCACAUCAUAAGUAUAACUAUACUGAUAAUGAAUCACAAUUUCUUUUCCAGCCGAUGAAUGUUAAAAACAUCAACAGCCAAUCAGAAAAGUGCACAAGUUUAAAACGGCAGAUUACAAAACAUAUUUUAUAGCUAUGGUGUACGGGCCUUAAAUCUUGUGCUGCUGUUUGCUACGAACAAAGAAAACAUCUGUCUGUUACUGACGAUAUUAAUAAUAUUAGUUAAAGGCUCCAUGAACUCAAAAUGGACAGUUCUUAUUUUUUUAUUAAAUAUUUACAGUGUUUAUAAAGAAUUUACUUUUUUUUUUUUUUUUUACAACCAGUGAUUCCCCGCGGUUCAUUCACAUAAAGCCAUAUAUACUAUAGAACAAAGCUGAACUGGUUGUUUACAUCAUUGCCAAAAGAAGUUUAUUUCCCAGCGCUGUGAACUUCAUUACAUCCCACAUUUCUGUACGGCUGCUUUGAAACAAUGUGUAUUGUGAAAGGCACUAAACAAAUAAAAUGUACUUGACUUGUGAACAGUACUGCAGAAAUAAAACACAUUACCAUAUGACUUCA
Megalobrama amblycephala (Wuchang bream) is the source of this 2549-nucleotide messenger RNA. It is a transcript of the gene crfb2, whose product is annotated as cytokine receptor family member b2. The transcript is spliced from 7 exons. Gene Ontology annotation, molecular function: protein binding. Lineage: Eukaryota; Metazoa; Chordata; Actinopteri; Cypriniformes; Xenocyprididae. The coding region runs from base 203 to 1606 and encodes 467 amino acids. The record is from RefSeq and is a predicted model, not a curated record.